Molecule: messenger RNA, 441 nt
Organism: Guillardia theta CCMP2712
Lineage: Eukaryota; Cryptophyceae; Pyrenomonadales; Geminigeraceae
Exons: 8
Coding region: 1-441 (146 amino acids)
Biological process (GO): negative regulation of actin filament polymerization; protein dephosphorylation; actin cytoskeleton organization
Cellular component (GO): cytoplasm
Molecular function (GO): actin binding; protein tyrosine/serine/threonine phosphatase activity
Source: RefSeq, a predicted model, not a curated record
AUGAAGGAACAAGUCUGGAGUGGUUUUCAGCUGGCUUGCGAGGGUCUCUACAUCGGGGGAGUUGUCAUCGCAUGCCGGGACGGAGUGCUGGAGGAAGAGGUGGUGGUGAUAAGAGAGGAGGAGGAGGAGGAGGUGGUGGUGAUAAGAGAGGAGGAGGAGGAGGUGGUGGUGGUGGUGGCCGGAGUUACGCACAUUCUUAACGUCACACCCAACGAAAAAAAUUUCUUUCCUGAUCGUUUCGUCUACAAGAGAAUUGCUGUCGACGACGAUAGCAAGGCGAAGUUAGACAAACACUUCAACGAGUGCUACUCUUUCAUCAACAAUGCAAUCCAGGGAGGCGGGAAGGUCUUCACGCACUGCAGCGCGGGAGUUUCACGAUCUUCUACUGUUGUCAUCUACUUCCUCAUGCGAUCCUAUAAGCUCUACACCGACUGCCAGUGA